AUGAACCCGAGCAGCUGGGAGACGCUAGACAACGAAUUUGACACGGAGGAUCAAGCUCUUGGUACCACAGUGAUGCUGGCUGAGGAUGAUGGCUCGUUGUCGAAGCAGAUUAUCGUGGAUUACUUCACUAGCGACGGACCACGAACCAGGAGACUCGACUCGAGCGAUGAACCAGAGAGAAAUAUUUUGGAUGAAAGCAGUGGAGACGAAGAGUUACGAGAGUCUAGAGAAAUUCCGGAAAGGUUGGAUAAAGUGCAUGGCAUGAAGACGAGUUCUCCUGAAAAAGUUAAAGGGGAGAGGACAAACGCAUCAGUAGAUUUAUUGGAGGAGAGAAGACACUGGGUAGUAGAAGCAUUAUUUACUUGGGAAAUCGUGCAAUCAGUGCUUGUGGUGCUAGUAGCACUUGCGCAGUAUAUGUGGAUGUGGAAUUUGGUGGAACUUAGUACUUUGGGUCUGGAAUCCGGACACUAG
Phytophthora nicotianae INRA-310 is the source of this 471-nucleotide messenger RNA. RefSeq lists its product as hypothetical. The transcript has a single exon. NCBI's taxonomy places the organism in Eukaryota, Oomycota, Peronosporomycetes, Peronosporales, Peronosporaceae. The record is from RefSeq and is a predicted model, not a curated record. Bases 1 to 471 code for a protein of 156 amino acids.